Messenger RNA from Cajanus cajan (pigeon pea), 2401 nucleotides. Its product is annotated as type I inositol polyphosphate 5-phosphatase 10. Gene Ontology annotation, molecular function: phosphatidylinositol-3,4,5-trisphosphate 5-phosphatase activity; phosphatidylinositol-4,5-bisphosphate 5-phosphatase activity; inositol-polyphosphate 5-phosphatase activity. NCBI's taxonomy places the organism in Eukaryota, Viridiplantae, Streptophyta, Magnoliopsida, Fabales, Fabaceae. Gene Ontology annotation, biological process: phosphatidylinositol dephosphorylation. The record is from RefSeq and is a predicted model, not a curated record.
UUUCUACCCUUAACGUUCAAACUAGUACAAAGGACGAGGUUCAAACUUCGAAGACAAUUCUCAGAAUUGAAGCUCAAAGAAAUGCUUUUUUUUGUUGGCUCUUGAAAACAACCCCUUUUUGGUUUUCCAAUAGAGUAAAACAAAGAACAAACGGACGAAUCAUAGCCUUUGCCACACACAUCAAAAAAAUAAUAAUAAAUAUGGAUGAAGGGGCACAUGAGAUUCUAUUCCAUUCUCCCUUUUGACUGUUUCCCUUUUAUCUCUUUUCUAAUUUUUUUUCUUCUGAAUUCUUCAUUCCAAUUUCUUGAGUAGGGAGGACCCUACUCCCUAUUUGCACCUAUUCCUAUUUCUCUGUCCCCUCUUCUAUCCUUUUGGGAAUCACCAAAUACUUGUUUGGUAUAUAUGUCAAGUUUUAUAGCUCUUUGGAAGAGAAAGUUUGGACCCUUUUGUUGUACACAAGAGUGAGAGUUCACAGUUCUACAACAAGGAUUAUUAAGAUGGACAACGAAUUUGAGGAUAGACAAGAAGAAACAGUUUCAGAUAUGAUACCAAGCAAUCAGCAGAGAAAAAAGCAGUCGUUUCUGUGGAAAGUUUUGGCCAUGAGAGAGAGAAACGGAAGAACAAUGGAGCGAGGUUCUAAUGAUUCACUUGUAGAUGCACUUUCUGAUUUAUCCGUUGAAAAUCAAGGCUCAGAACCUUCCAUGUCUUGUAGUGAAGCAAUUCAAAAUUUCAGAGUUUUCGCAGCAACAUGGAAUGUUGGGGGACAAUGCCCCACUGGAAACCUUGAUUUGAGUGAUUUUCUUCAGGUUCGAAAUGAACCAGAUAUGUAUGUUUUGGGCUUUCAGGAGAUUGUCCCUUUAAAUGCUGGAAAUGUGCUGGUAUUAGAGGAUAACGAGCCUGCUGCAAAAUGGCUUGCUUUAAUCAACCAGUCACUCAAUGGUCCUUCAGAUUUGGCUUCUAAAGGACUAAAACCAACUGCAUCUUUCGGUGGCUCAUUGUUCUUCCAAAAGCCUUCUCUGAAGAAGAUUAAGAAAUACUUCAAGAAUGUAAAUGGAAAGAGGCUAAAAAGUUGUAACUGUGUCCUUGAAAUGGAAAGGAAGGCUGCCAAGGAUUUCUGUUUUCGCUGUCAAGAAUCGAACUUAAACUUAGAUGACUCUUCCACUGAAGAGGAGGAUGAGAAUUUCCCAAUUACUGUUUCCUUGCCUAGUAAUCAGAUGAAAUACAGUCUUGUUUCAAGUAAGCAAAUGGUUGGAAUUUUUGUUAGUGUCUGGAUGAAGAAGGAACUUGUUCAGAAUGUAGGCCAUUUAAGAAUAUGUUGUACUAGCCGUGGGAUCAUGGGCUGCCUUGGUAACAAGGGGUGUAUAUCAGUGAGCAUGUCAUUUUAUCAGACAAGUUUUUGCUUUAUCUGCAGUCAUUUAGCAUCUGGAGAGAAAGAGGGCGACGAGCUUCGCAGGAAUCUUGAUGUCAUAGAGAUUCUAAAGAACACUCAGUUUCCAAGGAUUUGCAAGACACCACAUAGUAGGAUGCCUGACAAAAUUUUAGAUCAUGAACGAAUCAUAUGGUUUGGGGACUUGAAUUACAGAAUUUCUUUGAGCUAUGAUGAUGCAAAACGGCUCGUGGAAAAGAAGGACUGGCCUUCUCUUUUCAACAAGGAUCAGCUUAAAAUGGAAAGGGAAGCAGGUCGUGUAUUUAAGGGGUGGAAAGAGGGAAAGAUCUCCUUUGCACCUACUUAUAAAUAUGCCUUCAACUCAGACACUUACUAUGUUGAAGGUGUAAAAGUUUCAAAGAACAAAAGGAGAACUCCAGCAUGGUGCGACAGAAUCUUGUGGCAUGGAAAGGGAAUUCAGCAACUUUCGUACGUCCGAAAAGAAUUCAAGUUUUCUGAUCAUAGACCUGUUUGUGCAACAUUUAUGGUAGAAGCUGGGGUUACUUUCAGGGGACAAAAGAAGAAAGUUUCAACUUGCAACUUUCAGAAUAUUGAUGAUCUUGUAUCCACAAGAAGUCCAUACUAUUCUUGAAAAUUCGUAUAUUGGUGCACUAACCACAACGAUUACAAGUGAAUAAUAACUAUGAAAAUUUUGCGGUUGACGGUGAAGAAAAGAUUGAAGGUUUUAGAAUGCAUCAAGAAACAUGUGGCAUUCUGAACUGAAGAAGCUAUGAAGUUGUAAUUGAAUUGUGAUUAGAGUUAACUUUUUUUCUCUUUUCUCUCUCUCUCUCUUUUAUAUAAAUGAAAAGGGAACAAAAAAUAUGUUCCAGUCAGCAUGUACUAAGAACAUGUGGUGCUUUUCUUUUUGGAUCUAUAGGAGCUAGGCAUUGUUAGAUUAAUAGAACCAGCUUCUCAUGUAAGUGAAGAGCCAUGGUUAUAUGAAAAUUCAAAAUGAGUAUAUAUAUUUUUGACUAA